This is a messenger RNA of Lycium barbarum (goji berry), 1606 nucleotides long. RefSeq names its product probable magnesium transporter NIPA2. Gene Ontology annotation, biological process: magnesium ion transport. The coding region runs from base 476 to 1606 and encodes 376 amino acids. The record is from RefSeq and is a predicted model, not a curated record. NCBI's taxonomy places the organism in Eukaryota, Viridiplantae, Streptophyta, Magnoliopsida, Solanales, Solanaceae. Gene Ontology annotation, cellular component: membrane. The transcript is spliced from 9 exons. Gene Ontology annotation, molecular function: magnesium ion transmembrane transporter activity.
AACCAAAAGUAUACCCCCAAAAAUUUCACCUCCUUUCUCUCUUCCCUCUCUUUUCUCUUCUCAUUUCUGCAACUUUCUGCAGAGAGAGGGAGAGAGAAAGCGAGAGAAAAUACGAGAACAAACAGAAAGAAAGAAAUUAAAAAUUCUUUUUUUUUUUUUCUUUACAAAUUUUCUUGCAAGUCAAAAGCAAGAAAAAAAGAAAGAAAGAAAGAAAGAAGAAAGGAAGCUGGUUAAAGAAAGAUUGGAAAAUAUUUAAGGGAUUCAAGAUUUUUAACAAUACCCCUAUAAAAAUUGACCUUUUAUCUUAAAUCUACCAGUUUUUAUUCUUUUGGAUAAUUAUUGGUGGCUUAAGGUAUUUAUCUACGUUUCCUCACAUGCAAAAAAAGCCACGAAUAAGGGUUUUCAUUUGCUGGAAAGAAUUGCCUUUUGAAUAUCAAGAAAUUUUAAAUGUUUUUUCCUCUCCAUUUUUAAUAAAAUGGAAGGAGUAUCUGAUAAUGUUCAUGGAGUUAUAUUAGCUAUAUCAUCCAGUGUUUUCAUUGGGUCCAGCUUUGUUAUUAAGAAGCAAGGUCUAAAAAAAGCUGGUGAAAACGGGAAACGAGCAGGUUCAGGAGGCCAUUCCUACUUGUUGGAACCUUGUUGGUGGGCUGGAAUGUUAUCUAUGAUUAUUGGAGAGGGAGCUAACUUUGCUGCUUAUGCAUAUGCCCCGGCAAUACUUGUGACACCCUUAGGGGCUUUAAGUAUGAUUGUCAGUGCAGUGUUAGCCCAUUUUAUUUUGAAGGAGAGGCUGCAUAUCUUUGGUAUGGUUGGUUGUCUCCUCUGCGUGGUUGGAUCUGUCAGUAUUGUCUUACAUGCCCCAUUAGAGAAGAGUAUCCAAUCUGUCAAGGAUGUCUGGUACCUAGCAACAGCGCCAGGGUUCCUCACCUACACUUUCACAGUUCUGGUGCUGAUACUUAUCCUUAUUGUCCGGUUUGUGCCUCGUUAUGGGCGGUCGCAUUUGGUUGUCUACAUUGGUAUCUGUUCUCUUGCGGGUUCUCUCACGGUUAUGGGUGUCAAAGCAAUUGGAAUGGCUAUAAAGCUCACAUUUAGAGGACAAAAUCAAUUUAAGUAUUUUGAGACAUGGUUUUUUAUAAUUUUUGUCCUCAUCUUUUGCCUUGUGCAGCUGAACUAUUUGAACAAGGCACUUGACACAUUUAAUACCGCUGUGGUUUCCCCAAUAUACUACGUCAUGUUUACGACACUGACCAUUGUUGCAAGCAUGAUAAUGUUUAAGGACUAUGUUCAUCAGAAUACGACACAGAUAGUUACAGAGUUAUGUGGUUUUGUAACUAUCCUCUGUGGUACUUUUCUCCUACACAAAACCAAGGACAUGGGAAGCAAUCCAUCCAAACUAUUACCAGUUCUCCGUCCAAAAACAGAAAAUGAUUGUAAGCAAACAAGCGAUGACAACAACAACAACAUACCCAGUGCAAUCCCACAAGUGGGGUCUGGGAAGGGUAGAGUGUACGCAGACCCUACCCCUACCUUGGGAGAUACAGAGGCGGUUUCCGAUAGAACCACGGCUCGUAAGCAAACAAGUGAAACCACAAAACUUACAGUUGAGGUUUGA